Molecule: messenger RNA, 644 nt
Organism: Thamnophis sirtalis
Lineage: Eukaryota; Metazoa; Chordata; Lepidosauria; Squamata; Natricidae
Source: RefSeq, a predicted model, not a curated record
UCUCUUUUCAUUUUCUGUCUACACCUUAGUUGCGUUCAGACAGGACCCCUCAAAACAGGUCAGGAGUUUUGUUGCUCCAGAUUCCUGGGACGAACAAAGCCCACAGCCAAAGAAAGAUACGACAAGCAAAACAUUCAGGAUGGAAUAUGUGGAUCCAAAGCCUGGGGAUUUGAUCGAGAUCUUCCGACUGGGAUACGAACACUGGGCAGUCUAUGUGGGUUCAGGCUACGUCAUCCAUCUGACUUCAUCACAUGUCAACAACAAGCAUGACUCCAAAUAUCCUGUCCGGAGCCCAGAGGAGAUUGUCUCUAGGGCAGAGAUGCUGGUGGGCAAAAAAAUGGAAUACAACCUCUUCACGCAAAAUUGUGAGCAUUGUGCCACUUCCCUGCGCUACAACGUGACCCCUUGUGAUCAAGUAAGUGCGCUCUUUGUGGAUUUAGACAGGUUUCUUGUAGUCCCUGUCUCAGGAUGAUCAAAAUAGUGAAAAAUAACAUUGCCCCGUUUUCGUGAGUGAUGAGAAGGUCAUCUCACUAGGACAGUGGUUCUCAAUCUUCCCAAAGCCGCGACCCCUUUAAUAGAGUUGCUCAUAUUGUGGUGACCCCCAACCAUAAAAUUGGUGUCUCGGUUCCUAAGACCAUCGAAAA